Bursaphelenchus xylophilus (pine wood nematode) is the source of this 841-nucleotide messenger RNA. Lineage: Eukaryota; Metazoa; Nematoda; Chromadorea; Rhabditida; Aphelenchoididae. The record is from the annotation of a GenBank genome assembly.
AUGAUUUCUCGAGUUGGGUCUAGCAUUCUGAGAGCGCCAUUGGCGUCGACAACUAGUUCAGUUCGCUUUUAUCACGAGAAGGUAAUUGAUCAUUACGAAAACCCACGAAAUGUUGGAAGUCUGGACAAAAAUGAUCCCACAGUUGGUACUGGAAUCGUCGGAGCGCCCGCUUGUGGAGAUGUGAUGAAACUACAGAUCAAGGGAAGUGUUUCGAUGUUUGCUUUCAUUUGUUUAGGUUGAAUUUUGGGGAGAAACAACGAAUUUUCUUAAGCAUGCUUGCAAUUUUCUGAUAGGCCAGAUGGUUUUGGUCGGCAUGGAUAAGAUAAUGGUCGUAGAAGGCUAAAAUUUUGGCUCUUCGUCGAUUAAGGCAUCCUUUUGCACAUGAAAUAGAUUUAAGCUUUUAAUUUUUUAUCUUUUUUAUUUAAAAGUCCAAUUAUAGUACACUUGGUAUCAGAUCCGAAGUUUUGAUGGUAAAAUACGUUUUGCCCAGUUCAACGAUAAAAUUUUAGGUUGACGACAAGGGAAAUAUCAUUGACGCAAAGUUCAAGACAUUUGGAUGUGGUUCAGCGAUUGCCAGCUCCUCUCUGGCCACCGAAUGGAUCAAAGGAAAGAAGAUUUCUUAUGCUGAAACAGUAAAGAAUGAUGACAUUGCCAAGGAGCUCUGCUUGCCACCAGUCAAAUUGCAUUGUUCUAGUAAGUGUCUCACUCUGAUUAGUUUUGUUUUCAAAUUUUAGAAAUCCUUUAUCAUGGAUAAUAUAAUUGGAUAUUGAUUUUAGUGCUCGCUCACGACGCCAUUCAAGCCGCAUUGAAGGAUUAUCAAAAGAAACAGAAGAAGGAGUAA